Molecule: messenger RNA, 1891 nt
Organism: Choloepus didactylus (southern two-toed sloth)
Lineage: Eukaryota; Metazoa; Chordata; Mammalia; Pilosa; Megalonychidae
Gene: NAE1
Product: NEDD8 activating enzyme E1 subunit 1
Exons: 21
Coding region: 95-1759 (554 amino acids)
Biological process (GO): protein ubiquitination; protein neddylation; ubiquitin-dependent protein catabolic process
Cellular component (GO): cytoplasm; nucleus
Molecular function (GO): NEDD8 activating enzyme activity; ubiquitin activating enzyme activity
Source: RefSeq, a predicted model, not a curated record
GAAAGAGCACUCAGUGCGCCUGCGCGCGAGUGGAGUUGGUGGCGGCGCUCGGUGAAAGGUUUGGCUGUUCUCUGCGCGGCGGGCGGACGCGACCAUGGCGCAGCUGGGGAAGCUGCCCAAAGAGCAGAAGUACGACCGGCAGCUGAGGUUGUGGGGUGAUCACGGGCAAGAGGCUUUAGAAUCUGCUCAUGUUUGCCUAAUAAAUGCAACAGCCACAGGAACUGAAAUUCUUAAAAACUUGGUACUACCAGGUAUUGGUUCAUUUACAAUUAUUGAUGGAAAUCAGGUCAGUGGAGAAGAUGCUGGAAACAAGGAACCAGUGAGUUUGUGCCAUAAAUGGUGCCUUGACUCCAGUCUGGACCUUGGGACAUGUUUUUUUCUUCAAAGAAGCAGUAUCGGCAAGAAUCGAGCUCAAGCUGCCAUGGAAUUCUUACAAGAAUUAAAUAAUGAUGUCUCUGGAAGUUUUGUGGAAGAGAGUCCAGAAAACCUUCUAGACAAUGAUCCUUCAUUUUUCUGUAGGUUUACUGCUGUGGUUGCAACUCAGCUCCCUGAAAGUACGUUACUACGUUUAGCAGAUGUCCUCUGGAAUUCUCAAAUCCCUUUUUUGAUCUGUAGAACAUAUGGACUAGUUGGUUAUAUGAGGAUCAUUAUAAAAGAACAUCCAGUCAUAGAAUCUCACCCAGAUAAUACAUUAGAGGAUCUACGAUUGGAUAAGCCAUUUCCUGAGCUAAGAGAACAUUUUCAGUCUUAUGAUUUGGAUCAUAUGGAAAAAAAGGACCAUAGCCACACUCCAUGGAUUGUGAUUGUAGCUAAAUAUUUAGCACAGUGGUAUAGUGAAACAAAUGGACGAAUACCUAAAACGUAUAAAGAAAAGGAGGAUUUCAGACAUUUGAUUAGACAAGGAAUUCUAAAGAAUGAAAAUGGGUCUCCAGAAGAUGAAGAGAAUUUUGAAGAAGCUAUUAAAAAUGUGAACACAGCACUAAAUACAACUCAGAUCCCAAGCUGUAUUGAAGAUAUAUUUAAUGAUGAUCGCUGCAUAAAUAUCACCAAACAGACUCCAUCAUUUUGGAUUUUAGCUCGUGCCUUAAAGGAAUUUGUGGCCAAGGAAGGUCAAGGAAAUUUACCUGUUCGAGGUACAAUUCCUGAUAUGAUUGCAGAUUCGAGCAAAUAUAUAAAACUGCAAAAUAUUUACCGUGAAAAAGCAAAGAAGGAUGCUGCUGCUGUGGGUAAUCAUGUUGCCAAAUUGCUGCAGUCUAUAGGCCAGGCACCAGAGUCCGUUUCAGAGAAAGAAUUAAAAUUACUCUGCAGCAAUUCUGCAUUUCUUCGAGUGGUAAGAUGUCGAUCAUUAGCUGAAGAAUAUGGUUUGGAUACAGUUAACAAGGAUGAAAUAAUUUCCAGCAUGGACAAUCCCGAUAAUGAGAUAGUAUUGUACUUAAUGUUACGAGCUAUUGAUAGAUUUCAUAAACAACAUGGUAGAUACCCAGGGGUAUCUAACUAUCAGGUUGAAGAAGAUAUAGGAAAGUUGAAGUCUUGUCUUACUGGCUUCCUGCAGGAAUAUGGAUUAUCUGUAAUGGUGAAAGAUGAUUAUGUCCAUGAAUUUUGCCGAUAUGGAGCUGCUGAGCCACACACCAUCGCUGCGUUUUUGGGGGGAGCUGCUGCUCAGGAGAUUAUCAAAAUAAUCACCAAACAAUUUGUAAUUUUUAAUAAUACUUACAUUUAUAGUGGCAUGUCACAAACGUCAGCAACUUUUCAGUUGUAGAAUAAGCAUCCUACGUAGUGUGUUAAUGAUUGAAACUGUAAUUGCCAUCAGGUUUGUACUAAAGUCUGUAAAAUUCUGCUGAGGGAAAGGCUGUUCUAUUGUUUCCUUAAUAAACAUUUUUCUCAUUUGUAA